GAGGUGUUUAUGUGGCUUCGCCUAUGUAAGCAGCGAGCCAGCGACUGACCUCAAAUUUCCAUCCAUCAUUUACCCUCGGAGAAGGUUUUCAUCACUGAGUCUAGGAAAAGAAAAUCGAGGAUGGCAGGAAGGCUGAGCCAUGUGGCAUCACGAAUCAUGGGCGGAAACGGUGUCGCCGCCCGCUCUGUCGCCGCCUCUGUCCGCCAACGCUCCGGCAUGGGCCUACCCGUCGGCAAACACAUCGUUCCCGACAAACCCCUUCCAGUGAACGAUGAGCUUGUUUGGGAUAAUGGCACUGCAUUUCCAGAACCAUGUAUAGAUCGCAUUGCUGAUACUGUUGGGAAGUAUGAAGCAUUGGCUUGGUUGUGUGGAGGGUUGGGAUUUUUUGCGUCACUUGGUCUCUUAGCUGUGUGGAAUGACAAGGCUUCCAAAAUCCCAUUCACACCAAAGGUCUACCCAUAUGACAACCUAAGAGUAGAGCUUGGCGGAGAACCGUAGAUUUUCCUGUGCAGGUGGCCUCUCAUGCAAGUCUUGUUAUGCCCCUUUUGCCGCUUAAAGUCUCAUCCAUAGAAAAUAAUUGAGAAUGUACCAAUGUUCUCAACGAAUUUCUGGUUGUGUUGCUUGGUACUAUUUUUCGACUUCGGUGCAAAUUGUAGUACGUGUUGCCUUUACAGUGAUUGCAUUGAAAUCCAAUCAACCAUUCCUCUGUUUUA
Molecule: messenger RNA, 713 nt
Organism: Olea europaea var. sylvestris
Lineage: Eukaryota; Viridiplantae; Streptophyta; Magnoliopsida; Lamiales; Oleaceae
Product: NADH dehydrogenase [ubiquinone] 1 beta subcomplex subunit 8, mitochondrial
Exons: 4
Coding region: 121-498 (125 amino acids)
Source: RefSeq, a predicted model, not a curated record